UUCUAUACACAAUCGCAUUUCUCAGCUGUUUUAUUUUUGUGUCAGCGGAAACUACUCCGGAUACCAAUGACUUAUCUACUAGUGAACCAAGCUGCAUGGUAACCCUCGCAAAUCAUGAAGGAUCCAGCAAUAUCUCGCCGUCGAUCGAAAAAAGUGAAAUAGCGUUACUUUUGCUUCUUGGAUUCGGUGGAUUUUCCCUUUUUAUAGCUGGAGUUUAUAAGUCGUUACGAAAAUAUGUAUUCCAUGAUGAACAUAGUCUGGAUACAGUUUUUGAUGCAGGAGGACGUGUAAGCCUCAGUCUUACUGCAGUGACAGUGACGUCACAACUUCUUUGGCCUGCAGACUUCCUGCAAAUGUCAACUAUAACAAGCAAGUCUGGAAUGGGUGGAAGCCUAUGGACAGCUGUUGCAGUCGUAAUGGACAUUUUGCUAUUUCCAGCUCUAUCACUUUAUUUAAAAACUCGUGCCCCGGGAGCUAAAACCUUUCCCCAGAUCGCAUAUGCAAGAUUUGGAAAAGUAGCACACAUAAUCUUCUGUAUUUUGGCUCUAAUCACCAACAUCAUUGUCAGCACGAGUGUAAUGUUGGCGGGAAAAACUGCUAUCAAAGUUCUUAGCAAGGAUUCCAAUAACGAAUUCAUAUUUCUAAUUCUUGCUGUUUUAUUUGGGUCAUAUUGUAUGAUUGGUGGCUUGGGAACAACAUUCUACAUAUCGUACUUCAACACGGCUCUUACCUUCGUUGCAAUUUCCGUAUUUAUCAUUUAUACAAGUUUCUAUCCUUCAACGACAAUAGAGAAAGUUUCAACGAUCGAGUCAAUGUAUAAUGCCGUUACAUGUCUUAAAGGACCAGAUGGCAACUUUCAGAACUCCUAUCUGACGUUCAGAAGCAAAAGUGGUCUUAUAUAUGGUGUUGUAAUUAUCUUUAUGGCAACUUCUAUCAGUUUUUGUGAUCAAGCAAACUGGCAGAGUAGGAUUGCAGCCAAACCUUCACAAGGUGUAAUUGGAUUCUUCUUUGCUGCUUACAUGUGGUUCGUUGUACCGACGGCAAUGUCGUUUACGACAACCAUGACCUAUUUUGCGAUGAGUUAUGAGAAUGGAACUCAUUUACUUAGUGAUGCGGAAAUAGAUAACGGUUAUAUCAAUCCGUUUGUGAUGCACUUUUUGCUGGGAGACACCGGUGGAUAUUUAUUACUCACCAUGUUAAUGAUGGCAUUGAUGUCCACAGGUUCCGGAGAAGUUAUGGCUGUGUCAUCCAUUAUUGUUUAUGAUAUCUAUAAAACAUACAUUAAUCCAUUCCGUGCUAAUUUAACACCAACAUCGUGCAUUUUGUGUGGCUUUGAGAAACUGGUGGAUCAUACGACUGAUGAUGACACGAAAGUAUGUGUGUGUCCAUCUUCUAUAGGCUGUGCUGCAUGUGAAGACGAUAUUCAAGCUCGGGAGGAAGAUGGUGGCAAGUUUGGUGUACAUUAUAAAUGCAAAGUGCAUGGGGCUUACAGACAUUAUGAAGAUGGUCUUUGGCAAUAUAAGACUUGGUGUAUGGUGUGGGUAGUUGUUAUGAUCGUUCCCUAUGGCCUUCUUAUCUCUGAGACUAGCAUUAAUGUUAAUUGGGCAACUCUCGGCAUACCUGUUAUAACAAGUCCAUUUCUUUGGCCUUUGUUUCUGACUAUAACAUGGUCGAAAGCAACUUCUAAUGGCGUUGUUGCUGGUGGUGUAGUUGGUUUAAUUUGUUCUAUUGCUGGGAUGUUAAUAAUGGGUUCAACAUAUGAAGGUGGUUUGUCCGAUUUCUUCACGAACACAGCACAGGAUUACAGUCUGCUGGUGGCAAUGGUCAGUGGAUUUUUUAUCAGCGGAAUUAUAUGUUUCACUGUAUCAUUAUGUACACAUACAAUAAAAAGUAAAGAAGAUGAACAAAGAGAAUGGGCAAAAACGAUGAAUAUUGAUAACCCCCUUAACCCAUUUCGACUUGUAUAUGAAGAAGAACUGCGAGAUAUUGACGCAGGUCCCGUUAUAACAGCUGAAACAAUGGAUCGAAUCUUUCGUAAAGCCAAACUUGUUGCAUGUAUUGGGGCGGGAAUAAGUCUCGCCUUAUUUGCUGUUGUUGUACCAGCAAUUGCUCUUUCAUAUGAGAAAUUGUCGCUCGGACAAUUCAAAACAUGGAUAAGAACAUUUCAAUACUGGGUGUUUUUUGGAACGGUCCUAGUUGUUUUCAUACCUCCAGUAGAAGAAGGUCUGCAGAUAUGGAGAAAGUACAAAGAGAACUCUGAAAAACUCAAACAAAAAAGGAAGCUUGCAAAAAAGAAGCCAGAUGGAGAGAAUGAUUUUGUUAAUCUAAAUGGAGAAAUACUUUAAAUAUAUUUUUCAACUAAACAAAUAAGACUCUGUCUUUCUAUGAUUGAUAGUUUCAAUUUAAAAAUCAAGUUAUUAAGUUCAUAUUUCAAGAUGUCCUUAUCAAAUAAUCAUUUAAAGCAUAGCGAGUCAAUCUGAUCUUAACGAUCUUAACCUUCCACCUGAAACAGCAUUUGGAAGAAGGAAUGACGUCGAAAACCUGGUUAAUAUGUAGAUGAAAAGGCUUCGAAAGUCAGUGUCAGUAUUACUGGAGAUAGUAUCGUAUAAGAAAAGAAAAUUUAGCCGAAACUUUAUCCGUGCAAAGAAUAAGUAAAAUAUUUUGAAGAUAAUACUGCUUUGGAAAAUGCGGACGAAUCGUAAUGACAGACAGAAAUUCGACAGAAUUAAAGCCUCACUUAAAAAAUGUACUACAUGCAUAAGCUAUAUAUGUAAUGAUAUGUUUUAUAAAAUUUCUAAAGGGUAAAAUAAUAGUUUUAAUAUGUAUAAUAUGACCUUUGCCUGUUGAUCUGUGCUCUCUUUUUUCCAUAACCUUAUGAUUGAUUCUCGAAAAGCUUGUUACACACAAUGUAUUUGUCAUUUAACAUACAUGAAUAUUGU
Messenger RNA from Ruditapes philippinarum (Manila clam), 2939 nucleotides. RefSeq lists its product as uncharacterized. Gene Ontology annotation, cellular component: plasma membrane. Gene Ontology annotation, biological process: urea transmembrane transport. The coding region runs from base 96 to 2345 and encodes 749 amino acids. The transcript has 8 exons. Gene Ontology annotation, molecular function: urea transmembrane transporter activity. Lineage: Eukaryota; Metazoa; Mollusca; Bivalvia; Venerida; Veneridae. The record is from RefSeq and is a predicted model, not a curated record.